Molecule: messenger RNA, 1468 nt
Organism: Penicillium brasilianum
Lineage: Eukaryota; Fungi; Ascomycota; Eurotiomycetes; Eurotiales; Aspergillaceae
Source: the annotation of a GenBank genome assembly
CCCGACUUUUCCACCAACGCCGCCGCCGUCGAUGAUGCCGGACAAGCGCAAAGCAUCCAUGUCUGAACCAUCUGCCAAACGAAUGCGCAUCUCCAAUGAAGAUGCAAGCGAAAUCGCUUCCUCUGUAGCAUCUCAGGAGCGGCCUCGCAACAACCCAUUCUACGGACAGAAGAGCGCAUUCCCGGGACUGGACGACGGCGGCGACGAGCUCUUCUACGGCUCCGCAGACGAUGGAAUGGAGUAUCUGCGCAUGGUCCGAUCUGAAGCCAAUUCUUUACCCUCACUCUUCAUCGCGCCGGUCGCGAUAAGAGACGCUGAAAACCCGGAACCCAUCACUCAAACGGAAGCGGAUGCACCGGGGCCACACAAGUUCCCAGCUGGGUUCUUCGAAGACGAAGCUUACAUCGCACCCGUCGAGGCUGAUAAGCAGUCGGCCGCUGGCCCUGAUGAUCGAUUCCCCGACGCGCAAAUAUCAUAUUACAACCUCCUUCGGCACAGAUUCCUCCUUCUCCGAUCAACACUGCGCUGUACACCUCCCGCGACCGCUAUCGCCGUCCUCGACGACGUUCAUCCCAUCAGUCUCCCCGAUCGAAACACAGCUGCGCGGAAAGAAUGGCGGCGCUUGUUACUCACAGUUGACCCACAUAUGGUACAACUGGCCUGUUUGGACUCGGAUAGUGUGCUAAGGGUGCUGAGCAUCCUUGCUAGAGGAUUAGGCGAGAAUGUCCGGGGCGGGGACCUCGGUCUUGUUCGACGGGUUGGCGCAUGGGCAUGGGGGCUAUUGGGAAAAUGCCGCGAGGUCGGUGAGUUGGCUACGGAUCAAGUGGGAGAGCUACGCGAUCUCGGCAAACGCGCUGCGAAGAUUCUGCUGAAGAUGCAGGAGACUGAGUUCAAGCGAUCUGCCGAGGAUAGCGACGCCUCUGAUUCGGACCCUGGGGAUGCAGAGGAACCUCAGCAAGAGGAGAUCCACCAAGCAAAAGACCAGGGAGAGGAUUCGCCGACGGGGGCAUCCGUUGACCAACAGGACACUGAUAUGGCUGAUGUCGAUCUGUCUGCGGCGCUGGAGGCUGCCAAGUUACGAUUACAGGCCAAGCUGCAGAGUGAAACAGAUUUAGAUGCGACGAAUGAGCAAAGUCGAGCGGAACACCGAGACUCGGCGCAACAAGCACGGGUACUGCUCGAUAUGAUCAUCACGAUCGUGGGCGAGUUCUUUGGCCAGCGGGAUCUGCUCGAUGCACGGGAGGUCUGGACCCGAGACGAAGCUUUGGCUGAACUGUAAACAAUUUGAAGAUACCCUUACUGUCAACUGUCAAAUAUAAUAUUCUAUUUGUUGCAUAUGCCAUCCAGGGAUGACUGAAUUGUACUUGAGAAAGGUCUUUUCAUAAACCAAAAACAAAGAGAAACUGUAGUGUGCUCAUCUCAGCUGAUGAUUGCGUGGGUGCCUGACAGUUCUGGCUAAACUACUUCG